CGAUAAUAUACUCUCCCUCCACUCGACAACAUACUUAGUCAAGGGAAUUCCGUAGCCUGCCGAUCUACUUGUCAGACAAUCGAUCCCCAGAUCGCCUCGCACCGACUUGCAAGCGAAAUCGAUAGCAAACAACAAUGGCUUCCGACAAGGCUCAACUGAUGGAAAUGGGCUUCGAGGCCGAUAGGAUCGCUUGGGCAUUAAAGGCGACAAAGAACGCCGGACUUCAGCCCGCUCUCGACCACAUCGUUGCCAACAUGGACAACCCUGUUCCUGCUGGGGAUGAAGCAACCGCUGCAUCCGGGUCAGCAGGCAAGCCCAUGGAUAUCGAUGACGACGAGGACGAAGACGAUCAAGAGGCUUUACAAGCUCACAUCAAGAAGAUGGGCGGUGAUCCUUCAAAGGCAGACGAUGUCGAGGCAAAGAGCGUCAAGUGUACCGAUUGUGGCAAGAUCUUCAAAAACACCUCCUUGGUCUCGUUCCAUGCAGAGAAAUCGGGUCACUCCAACUUUGAAGAGUCGACUGAGGAGUACGUACCUUUGACCGAGGAGGAACGCAAGGCCAAGUUGGAGGACUUGAGGAAAAAGUUGGUAGAGAAGCGAGCUCGACAGGCGGAGGAGGACACUAAGGCCAACAAGGCCAACGAGAUCCUGCGACGGAAAGCUGGGCAGGAUGCAGGCAAGAUCAAAGAAGACCUGAAGAUCAAAGCGAUGGAGAAGGAGGCGGCUCAGGCCAAGAAGGACAAGGAGUUAGAGGCAAAGGCUAGAGCUGCCGUCAAGCUUCAGAUUGAGGCUGACAAGAAGGCUCGAGCUGAAAAGGCUGCCAAGGAAAAGGCAUUGAGGGCUGGAGAACAGCCUCCACAAGCUGCGGCUAGCUCUGGACCUGCGAUCGGAGGAGCUGCUAGCAUCGCUGCCGCAGCCGGUAGCGGGUUGAAGGGCAAGGACUACCCUGAUACUCGGUUGCAGAUCAGGUUGUCGACUGGAGGCGCUCCUCUGACCAAGACUUUGCCUUCAGAUAGCCCCUUAUCUGCGGUAGCGGAGUUUAUUGCUUCGGAGAACCUCUCUUUCAACGCAGACUCGGUCAAGUUGUCUAUGACCUUCCCAAGAAAAACCUUCGGACCCGGCGAUAUGAACAAGUCUUUGCGUGAUAACGGCUUGACACCGAGUGCUGUUCUGAUGGCCUCGCCGUGAGACGUCUCGUGGCGAAUGAAACAAGAUUAUACGAGAAUACUUCGAUGAUAGUACAAAACGAUGAUGUUCACCACUCGGAGCUCGCUCUUCAGAGACGUUCCGCAUCCACAAUCU
Molecule: messenger RNA, 1301 nt
Organism: Filobasidium floriforme
Lineage: Eukaryota; Fungi; Basidiomycota; Tremellomycetes; Filobasidiales; Filobasidiaceae
Product: ubiquitin-related domain-containing protein
Exons: 12
Coding region: 135-1187 (350 amino acids)
Molecular function (GO): protein binding
Source: RefSeq, a predicted model, not a curated record